Messenger RNA from Microthlaspi erraticum, 264 nucleotides. The record is from the annotation of a GenBank genome assembly. NCBI's taxonomy places the organism in Eukaryota, Viridiplantae, Streptophyta, Magnoliopsida, Brassicales, Brassicaceae.
AUGAACACAAAGAACGAAGAAGAAGAACGACGGCUUACCACAACGAAAAUAGGUGAGAGAUUUUGCGGAGGUCCACGGCGGGAUCUGGAAGCUCCGACUAAGAGGAGAAGGCGGAGCGAACACGCCGCGCUAGGUGUAGCGGAGAAGAUCUCCGCUCCGACGAGAGAAUACGGCGGAGAUACAUCGAAGAUAUUGCUGGGGCUCAGAUCUAGAUUUGUUUUUUUUUCUCCCACCAGAGCGAAAUGGGAGCGCCGCCGUGUUUGA